Oncorhynchus mykiss (rainbow trout) is the source of this 1585-nucleotide messenger RNA. Its product is annotated as C2 calcium-dependent domain-containing protein 4C-like. The record is from RefSeq and is a predicted model, not a curated record. Lineage: Eukaryota; Metazoa; Chordata; Actinopteri; Salmoniformes; Salmonidae.
AUUGGCUUUGCAGUUAUUGGCUUUGAAACGUUGUAGCCUUUGUUGCUUAUAAUUUUUGGUUUUUGAAAAAGUUGCCUGUGAUCUGUCCUUACUGUUCAUUUUCUUCCUUCUCUUUCUCCAGAGCUGUGAUCCUGACAAAGCUCAUGUAAUGUGGGUCGCUGAACAGAUCCGUGUUUCAGUGGCCAAAAACAACCUUCUGUUGCCAAUAGCGGAGUACAGCCUCCGCAUCUCAGACAUCAUGUUGGGAGAAAAAACAUCUCGGGAGAAAGCAAGGAAAACGAUCUCUCUGUGUCCUAACAUCAUCACUCCGAAUACAAUCCCAGAGUUCUGCAUCCCACCAAAGAUCUCGCCACAGCAGGAGCUAAAGACGGUGGACUGGAGUAAAACUAGCCCUGUUGGAAAGGUGUCCUUUUCACCUGAGAAGGGCAGCAGCCCGGAGAGGGAGGUAGCAGUGAGAGAACCCUUCAUCAACACUCAUCCAACCCUCAUCCAGGUAGAGAGCGUGGACGAGACUCCAUACGACCAGGGCUUCAGUGAUGAGGAGAGUACCAACGCCGACCCCCAGAGCCAAGCAGCUCUCUCCCUGCCCCACCUGGCCAAGGCCCAGACCUGCUACGGUUUCUGUACCCUCCUGGAGAGCCCCCACACCCGGAGGAAAGAGUCUCUGUUCCACAGCCACCCCAACGCCUGCCCCCUCCCCCUGAUCGCUGGCUCUCGCGGCCGCUCCAAAACUUACUCCUCCAGAACCUCAUCUCUACCCCACUCCCCGUCAUCCUCCUUCAGCCUCACCAAGCUGACCUCCGGCAGGCUGUCUCGGGGAGGCUCCAGGCUGGUGGCUCUCCAGAGACAGAGCACCCUGGACAGUGACACCACCUCCUCCGCCGAGUCUUCCCCCUUCAGCUCCCCUCUCCUGGCCAGGCCGCCUCCCAAGUCCUCCCUGCUCAAAGCCCUGAGCCACGACAGACUGCUGUCCCAGACUAUGAGAAAAGCUGUGCUCUCCAGAAACAACUCUCUGUCCACGGAUGAAGUCAGCUCCACGGACAACAGCCCCAAUAUCAUCCGGAGAGCCUCUGAUGCUGGAUUAGUAGAACCCCUUCCCAGUGCCUUCACCCUUGCUCCCCCUGCUAUCUUCCCCAUAGACCUCGUCCUCCACAGAGAGAGGGUCAUGAAGGAGAGUCUAGCUCCUGUAGGUAGAGAGGGGGCACUACGGCUCUCAGCAGAGUACAGCCUAGACAACCAGAGACUCAGAGUGAGGUUGAUCAGUGCUGAGGGACUGUAUGCUAUCGCUGUGGAUCCUAAGAGCAUCAACUGCAGCAUCGCUAUCUGUCUGUUACCGGGGAAGAUUCAGAAGCAACGCAGCGCGGUGAUUAAGAGGAGCAGGAACCCCCUCUUCAAGGAGGAUUUCUUCUUCUAUGGUAUCUCACAGGAAGAUAUCUGCUGCCGGUCGCUGCGGUUCAAAGUUGUCAACAAAAUGUCCUCCAUGAAAAGAGACUAUAUUUUGGGAGACUGUGAGAUUUUGCUGAAAAGUUUAUUAUCUAUGUAGAAAUGUUUUAUUUAUUUAUUUUACUAGGCAAGUCAGUUAAGA